GUGAGAAAAUGGUUACUCUGGAACUAUCUCAUUAAUCGAAUCAAGAGAAGAGACAUCGACGACGACGAGCUUCGGUCGUAAUCCAAAAAGAGGAAGAGACUGAAAUCGAAAGAAAAAAAAAAUGCCGAUAAUGGAGAAAUUGAGGAUGUUCGUAGCGCAGGAGCCAGUCGUUGCUGCUUCUUGCUUAAUCGGCGGUGUUGGACUAUUUUUGCCUGCUGUUGUGAGGCCUAUCCUAGACUCACUCGAGGCAUCCAAACAAGUUAAAGCUCCCCCACUUACCGAUGUUAUUGCUGGUGUCACAGGGAAGAAACAGAGUUAAUCCCAAGCGAUGGUUUUUCCUCUGUUUUCUUACAUUCAGAUUUUAUCCAUGUUCCCUUUUUUUUGUCUUUUAACUCUUCUAUUCGCAAAAUGAAAUAAGGCAGACUCAUGUUUUUUUGUUCUGAAACUUAUAUAAAGGCAUGUGUAUGUGUGUACACUCACUCUUGUUCAUCACUUGAUCGAUCAGAUGUAUUCAUUUCUUAAUGACAAAUGAAGAAAAGCUUGAAACU
Molecule: messenger RNA, 548 nt
Organism: Camelina sativa (false flax)
Lineage: Eukaryota; Viridiplantae; Streptophyta; Magnoliopsida; Brassicales; Brassicaceae
Product: fiber
Source: RefSeq, a predicted model, not a curated record